AUGAAGGAUCACGAGACUCAAACCAAGCUCUGCGCCAGGGGGCACUGGAGGCCUGCUGAGGACGCCAAGCUCAGAGAACUCGUCGCCCGGUACGGUCCCCAGAACUGGAAUCUGAUUGCCGAGAAGCUCGAAGGACGAUCAGGUAUUACUGAUUAGAAACCAAUUUCCCUAAAAAAAAUAGCCACGGACCUUAUCCUUUUGGGCUAUACGGGCACUGAUUCAUCGUCUUCGUCACCCGACUCGCUUUGUGGUCGGACAGGGAAGAGCUGCCGGCUGAGAUGGUUCAACCAGCUGGACCCGAGGAUCAACCGGAGGGCCUUCAGUGAAGAGGAAGAAGACAGGCUUCUGGCAGCCCAUCGACUCUACGGGAACAAAUGGGCGCUGAUAGCCAGGCUAUUCCCUGGCCGGACGGACAACGCGGUGAAGAACCACUGGCAUGUCAUCAUGGCCAGGAAGCACCGGGAGCAGUCCAGUGCUUACAGGCGGAGGAAGGCCUGUCUGCCAGCUGGUUCACCGCCGCAGGCGGCGGAGAUGGUCGCCAAUAACAAUGCAUGCAGUGGUGAGUCGACCACCACCAGCAAUAGGGACGAGUCUGCAGCAUCCACUGGCACAGAUCUCUCCCUCAACUCGCCCUCCAGCCGGCCUGUUCUUCAAGGGUUCUACCGCAGAUUCCGUCCUCAGCACCAACCACCGUCACCGAUCGAAUCUUUCGUGGGUAUGUUUGUUUGA
Molecule: messenger RNA, 729 nt
Organism: Spirodela intermedia
Lineage: Eukaryota; Viridiplantae; Streptophyta; Magnoliopsida; Alismatales; Araceae
Source: the annotation of a GenBank genome assembly